Messenger RNA from Salvia splendens (bonfire salvia), 448 nucleotides. RefSeq names its product glutathione S-transferase L1-like. Lineage: Eukaryota; Viridiplantae; Streptophyta; Magnoliopsida; Lamiales; Lamiaceae. Gene Ontology annotation, biological process: protein glutathionylation. Gene Ontology annotation, molecular function: glutathione transferase activity. The record is from RefSeq and is a predicted model, not a curated record. Bases 1 to 372 code for a protein of 123 amino acids. The transcript is spliced from 5 exons.
AUGGUUUUUGAGCAGCGUAAAAGCAAUCACAAAUCCAUUAAUGACUAUGAACCUCAGUGGCAACUUAUUGAAUUAGAUCUGAAUGGGCACUGUAAGGGGGAAAGUCUUGACUUGAUUCGAUAUAAUGAUCAAAACAUCGAAGGGCCUUCACUUUUUCCUAAUGGUCCAACCCAAGGGGAGUUCGGAGAGAAGUUGCUGUCAGUAACUGGCUCCUUCCACAAAGCUGUGACUACUUCAUUAAAAGAAAACCGAAUAGAUGAAGCUAGUGCUGCUUUUGAUGAGAUUGACAGUGCUCUAUCGAACUUCGAUGAUGGGCUAUUUUUUCUUGGCCAGCUCAGUUUGGUGAGAAACUAUGCAAUAUUGAUUUUGUAAAAAUCAUGGGUUAAAUAUGCCCGGUCAAUGGAUUUUGACCAAAUAAUAAAUGUGACGAGACAUUUAAUUUGUGAAA